This is a messenger RNA of Octopus sinensis (East Asian common octopus), 434 nucleotides long. Its product is annotated as cytochrome b-c1 complex subunit 7. The transcript has 6 exons. The record is from RefSeq and is a predicted model, not a curated record. Lineage: Eukaryota; Metazoa; Mollusca; Cephalopoda; Octopoda; Octopodidae. The coding region runs from base 8 to 367 and encodes 119 amino acids. Gene Ontology annotation, biological process: mitochondrial electron transport, ubiquinol to cytochrome c.
UGGAGACAUGUGCUCCUCCGUCAGAACAACCAUGGCCGCACGUCAAGCAAUCAAAGAAGCUCCAGCCUGGUAUAGAGUUCUCCAGCAGUGGUUUUACAAUCGGUCUUAUUUUAACCAACUUGGUUUGAUGCGAGAUGACGUGCGACGAGAAAGUGAGGAUGUGAAGGAGGCCAUCCGGCGCCUGCCCAAGGACAUCUACGAUGCACGGAACUUUCGUCUUAUUCGUGCAUUGAAUCUUAGUAACAAGAAAAUCGUGUUGCCGAAAGAGGAGUGGACACAGCUUCAAGAUGAUGUCCAGUAUUUGAAACCCUAUAUUGAAGAAGUGAUUAAAGAGAGGAAAGAACGUCAGCUAUGGAACAGUAAAUAAUGGCAUCAACUUCUAGCUAUUGAAUAUUUAGGAAAAAUUGUACAGAAUAAAGUAAUACCAACUAUUA